GAACCGGACAUUACAUCUUCAUUUGCAGAGGUUCAACGUGAAUUGUCAAGAAUGGUUACUGAAAACCAUGUGUGGAGGUGUAGAAAUCAGGACCAUAUACAAUGGAAAUAAACAAUGCAAAGCGUGUUUGAUUUCACGACUCAGCUGUGAAAGGGCCGGUACAAGAUUCAAUGUACGAGGAACCAACGAUGAUGGUCAUGUCGCUAACUUCUGUGAAACUGAACAGGUUAUAUUUCUUGAAGAUAAAGUGUCUUCAUUUAUUCAAACACGUGGCUCAGUCCCUUUAUUCUGGGAACAGCCAGGAAUUCAAGUUGGCUCACAUAAGGUGAAAAUGUCAAGAGGAUAUGAAGCAUCAGCUCCAGCAUUUGAGAGACAUUUAUCUACAAUCAAAGUGCAAUAUGGGGAUCAAGUUAUUGUUAAUCUCUUAGGAAGCAAAGAAGGAGAAGACAUGCUCAGUAAAGCAUUCCAGAAUCACCACAAGGCUUCCGCGUUCAGACAAGAUAUCCCACACGUAGUAUUCGACUAUCACCAAAUAUGUAGAGGUGGACGUCCAGAAAACUUACGCAAGGUCUUAAAGCCAAAGCUUGAACAGCACAACAAUAGAUUUGAAUUUUUUUAUGCCGAGGGUGAUAACGUCUUGAGGCAGCAGAGCGGUACUGUCAGAACCAACUGUCUCGACUGCCUUGAUAGAACUAAUGCUGUACAAGCUUUCAUUGGAUUGGAG
Saccoglossus kowalevskii is the source of this 724-nucleotide messenger RNA. Its product is annotated as polyphosphatidylinositol phosphatase SYNJ1-like. NCBI's taxonomy places the organism in Eukaryota, Metazoa, Hemichordata, Enteropneusta, Harrimaniidae. Gene Ontology annotation, molecular function: nucleic acid binding; phosphatidylinositol-4,5-bisphosphate 5-phosphatase activity. The record is from RefSeq and is a predicted model, not a curated record. Gene Ontology annotation, biological process: phosphatidylinositol dephosphorylation; synaptic vesicle endocytosis.